Molecule: messenger RNA, 1626 nt
Organism: Tinamus guttatus (white-throated tinamou)
Lineage: Eukaryota; Metazoa; Chordata; Aves; Tinamiformes; Tinamidae
Source: RefSeq, a predicted model, not a curated record
AUGAGAGACUUUGAGGAGAUCACGCUGUGCCCCGAGGCGCUGGACUGCAGCAAGACCGAGUUCUGCAACCCUGUCUUUGAGGGCAAGGAGACUCCAGCAGCGUCACUUGCUGAGCACCCACCCCAUGGAGAGGAGGAGGAAUUGCCUCGGGACCACCCUGAGGGCCAGCGGCACUGGGGCCAGUACCGGUCUGACUGCAGGUUCACCUGGCUCUGUGUGGCACUGAUGAGCGCCUUGCUCCUCUUCCUCAUCGCCCUUCUGUUGGGCAUCGUCAUCCACCGUUGUGGUGGGACCCUGAGGGGUCCCGAGGGCACCUUCAGUUCGCCCAACUACCCGUCGCCCUACCCGCCCAACGCCCUGUGUGUCUGGCGCAUUGAGGUGGCACCGGGCCUGGGCAUCCAGCUGCAGGUGGAGGCGUUCAGUGUGGAGGGCACAGCGUCCUGCCUCUUCGACCGCCUGGAGCUCUACGAGGAGCCGUCGGCAGAUGGUAGCUCUGGUGCCCCAGCUCGGGGUGGCAUGGCCAGGUUUUGUGGCACCGUGGCCCCCCCGACCUUCAACACCGAUUCCAACCAGCUGCGGGUCACCUUCGUCUCCGACAGCAGUGUGGGUGCUCCAGGCUUCAGUGCCCGCUACCGUGCCGUGGCCCCCAGUGAGAAGAGCUGCGCCUGGGAUGAGCAUUUCUGCGACCAAGGGCUCUGCCUGCAGCUGGGAUUCGUGUGCGACGGCUUCCACGACUGCGCCGACCGGAGCGAUGAGGCCAACUGCAGCCUGAAGCACAAGGAGUGCGGGGGGCCACUGACUGCCUUGGAGGGACAUUUCUCCACUCCCAGCCAUCCCCAGCCAUACCCACACCAGCAGCUCUGUCUCUGGCAGAUCUCAGUGCCCCUGGGCCACAUCAUCGACCUGCACUUCCACAACUUCAGCCUGGAGCCGCACGAGGACUGCAGCUUUGACUUUGUGGAGGUGCACGACAGUGCAGGCACUGGGGCCCCUAGCCUCAUGGGCAGGUUCUGUGGCCACCAGUUGCCACCCGUCCUGACCUCCUCGCGGCACGUCAUGACCGUCCUCUUCGUGGCAGACGAGGGGGUGGCAGAUGACGGCUUCUUUGCCACCUAUCAAGCCCGCAAUGCCACAGAGAAGACCUGCAGCCCGGCAGAGUUCUCCUGCGGGAACGGUGAGUGCCGGGUGCUGGAAUCCGUGUGUGAUGGCUGGCACGACUGCCCUGACGGCACCGACGAGCUGAACUGCACUGGCAUGUCCUAUCCAGCCUUUGGGUCUGUCUGUGAGCCCUUGGAGGUGGAGAUGUGCCUGGGCCUGAGCUAUAAUACCACAUCUUUCCCCAACAUCUGGCUGGCGAUCCCCGACCAGGCGGGAGCUGCCGAGGUGCUGCAGGACUACCAGAUGCUCAUGGAGCUCGCGUGCUACCAGCACCUCCGCCCCUUCAUCUGCAGCCUCUUCGUGCCCAAGUGUAUACCAGACGGUGGCGUCCUGCAGCCCUGCCGCACCGUGUGCCUGUCCGCCGAGCAGCGGUGCCAGCAGUCCCUCAGCCUCCUCGGUAUCCUCUGGCCCAUCAACUGCAACAUCCUGCCUGAUUCCAGCGACCCUGUGGAGUGCUUCCAGCCCUGA